Molecule: messenger RNA, 963 nt
Organism: Cydia amplana
Lineage: Eukaryota; Metazoa; Arthropoda; Insecta; Lepidoptera; Tortricidae
Gene: CPR40
Product: larval cuticle protein LCP-30-like
Exons: 4
Coding region: 226-942 (238 amino acids)
Cellular component (GO): chitin-based extracellular matrix
Molecular function (GO): structural constituent of chitin-based larval cuticle
Source: RefSeq, a predicted model, not a curated record
AACUUGAUCUAAUUUUCGGCCAUAGGCGUGGUUAAUAUAUCACUUAUUAACCCAAAUCCGUCGCGCCGAAUGCCAGCACUACAAAUAAAAUUACCAUUUUCUGCAACUUAGACAUAUGUCUUCGGCUAUCCAUUUUCGAGUUUCCUCUAUGUAUAAAAGAACCGAUUGGCGUUUAAACUGUAUCAUUCGAGUUAUUUCGCUCGGUUCAAGCGUUCUUUUGAUAACAUGAAGCUGAUUUUGUCCCUUGUGGUGGUAGCUGUACUCGGCCUCAGUGUAGCUGAGGACGAUGGACAGUACAAGCCAGGGCUAUACGGGGAUGACGGCAAGUACCGCCCGGACGCCGAGGGCCGGUACUACGGAUCGCCUGACACAAAGUACCGUGUGUACACAGCUUUGGAUAAUAGGUACAGGAGCCUGAUCGGACGGAAUGGCAAAUACGAUUCGAUCUACGCCGCGUACCAGCCAGUUUAUGUGAAGGCGUACAACCCGUACUACCAAUCGCUACUCACACCCUACGUCAACUAUGGAGAUCAAAAUGGACUCGAAGUACAACCUUUCGCUUCGUCCCUAGCAACGGUGACCGCGCGCCCAUCAGUCGUCUCCGUUAUACCAUCAGCUCGUCCCUUCGUCUACUCAGUCAAACCUAGGCCUAUAGCUUCCUACACACCCGUGGUCUACUCAAGGUCAGGCUAUGAGCGCAGCGCAAAAAUUCUCAGACAAGAAAAUGAUGUCGGUGUCGAUGGAUACCAUUACCUCUACGAAACGGAAAAUGGUAUCGCGGCUGAAGAGGCAGGGAACGUCGCGCCAGCUGUUAAUGGUGGCGGCACUAGAGCUAAGGGAUUCUAUGAAUACAUUGGGGAUGAUGGCGUCAAGUACCGCGUGGAUUACACGGCUGAUGAAAAUGGCUUCCGACCGACUGGUGCUCAUUUACCUAAGGCUUGAAUUUUCUUUUUAAAUGUUCCC